AUGGAUACUUUCAAACUUAGACGGCCUAAUCUUCAUUGUUUUUUAUCCUGGCUAGUUUAUAAUGGGCGUAAUCACUUUCUCAAAAGUCUGAACAAGUAUGAUCGGUUCGAGCGCUACCGCCUCCGAGCCGUUCGUGCUGCUCUUGCCAAUGGUGCCUCAUCUGGAGGCGGGUCUAGCCUCGUGGCAGUCGCCUCUUCUGCUGCUGACACUAGUUCUGUGGCACACCCUCAUCUCAAUCACCAUAAUUAUCCACAGCACCAGCAUCAACUUCAGGCCCAACAACAGCAGCUUGCUCUUACUCUUCCCACUUCGGCUACUAGUGGGCAUUUGCAGACACAUUUGCCGUCCAGCACCACGACCGCCAUCCUUGCCUAUCCACAGCAGCAGCAGAAGUUGGUUGUUAUGGCACCUGGUGGCGCAAGUAAUGCUUCGGGUCUAUCCCUCUCGUUGGUACAGCAACAGCUUCGUCACCAUCACCAUCAUCACCAUCGUCAGCAGUCAGGACAGAGCCGGCAAUCUGCCGCCGCUCCAUCUUCAUCUGGACCUGGCGAACAGCCCCUUAGAUUGGCUUUGAUGCCACCACCAGCUUCUUCUUCGUCAUCUUCAGCAGUAGUGACAAUGGCAACGGAUCUGGGAGUGGCGGAAGCAAGGGAUCGGAGACUGGCAGACCGAGGACCUCGAAGCGCCAUGGAGGAUGAAGAUGAAGCUCUUCUAGACACCAUUGAGGAGACGACCCCAGUAUGCACAAGUUUCCUUAAAUUUUACUUUCAAACUAUUUCAUCUUAA
Molecule: messenger RNA, 786 nt
Organism: Protopolystoma xenopodis
Lineage: Eukaryota; Metazoa; Platyhelminthes; Monogenea; Polystomatidea; Polystomatidae
Source: the annotation of a GenBank genome assembly